Anolis sagrei ordinatus is the source of this 1869-nucleotide messenger RNA. The record is from RefSeq and is a predicted model, not a curated record. Lineage: Eukaryota; Metazoa; Chordata; Lepidosauria; Squamata; Anolidae.
GCUCUUCCUCCACUCCCCCCCUCCAUCCCCCGCCUUGGUUUCGCCCGCUCAUGCGCCCCCCUCCCCCUUCUCAGCGGGACUGUGCCAUGUCCUUAAAUCGGGAGGGUGGGGGAGAGGUCAAGCAGGUCUGUGCUCUCCUCCCCCUAGAGGGCAAGACACUGAGGAGGGAAGGUUGAGGAAUGACGGAUCUGACGAAAGGGACCAUAUUGAAAAUAAGAUGUAGUCCUCAAGGUCAUCUCACUAGGGCUGUUGAAACGGAGAAAGGCGUCAAGCAGGGAUGCACUUUGGCUCCACUACUAUUCAACUUUUAUAUUUAUUCCAUGGUGGAGCACCUUUACAACUUGGACUACCACCCUCCAAAACUGGCAGGAAGAUACCUAUCUACCCUGCUCUAUGCAGACGAUGCAGAACUCAAGUAGGACUGAAAAGAGCCUUGAGAGCCCUAACAAAAUAUUGUAAUGCAGAACAGCUUCAUCUUAAUUUUCAAAAAACCAAAUGUAUGGUGUUUACAAAACAACCCAAGUAUCACACCUGGAGACUAGACGGACACAAUAUUGAACAGGUCUCAAGCUUUAAAUACCUGGGAGUAUUUUAUCACUGCACUGGAAACAAGAAAGUACAUUCUGAUUAUGUAGCAGAGACAGCACAAAAGAGCUCAUACGCUAUCCUAAAGUUUCUCAAAACGGGAGCAGGCCACUUCAUACCAGCAGCACUUAAGCUCUUCGAGGCAAAAUCCAUAGCACAAAUGAUGUAUGGAGCCCAACUCGGCCCCUUUUCAAACUAUGCCCCUAUGGAGCAGGUACAAUCAAAAUUCCCAAGAUCGUCGAUGCAGGUCCCCAGAUGUGUGUCAAACGCCACCCUGCGACUACAGACAGGCCUCGUGAGAGUGGAGGCAAGAGUGUGGACAGCUACCCUCAAUUAUUGGCUGCAUCUGUCUUUCUCAACAUGUGGCCUUGCCCCAUUAACUCUGAGAGACAAAUUUCAGUCUACAUGGAAUAAGGUAGUGGCAGCAAAAAUCGCAACUCUAGGCCUCUCUCAAGGACAACUGCUAGGUAUGGGAUGGGACCAAGCUAAGGAUCUUAUUAGACAAUGGAUCCUGGAUAUAGAGCGACAAUCAGACUUAACCUGCUCUCCAGCAUUCAACAUUAGCGAAGAUAACAGAUAUCUCAUCGCUACCAUGGCUUACUUAGCAAACCUGGAGGUGCCUAAACACCGAAGAGCUUUCACUUUGGCAAGAUGCCAUGCGCUUCCAUCGGCAGUAUUGGAGGGGAGGUCCCGGAAGACCCCUGCCCAGGAGAGACUAUGCCCGUGUGAGUCUGGCUACACUGAAACAACUGAACAUGUACUCCUCCAAUGUGUAUUCUAUAGAGGCAUUAGAGCUAAUCUCAUCACUCCAUGGCUUUUAAAACAUCCAGGGCGCACUGAAAGAUAUUACACCUUCCUGCUGCUCUCGGACUCCUGCUCUGCUAUAACCCAUAGUGUUGCCAAGUUCUGUGCAGCAGCAAUUAACAUUAGACUGUUGAUGACUGACUCCACUAGGCAACUUCCUGCCUGGAAUAUAGCUAGAGUGAUUUGUAAUAACUGAAAUGUUGUAAAUGCUCCCCUCUCAUCCCUCUUUAGAGUCUCCCAGUGGUUUGAUAUUUCCUAUUAGCUGCCCCCCUAUUUUAGACUCAUACAUGCACUUUAAACUGUAAGUUUAGUCUGUUUUUUAAUCUGUUUCUUUUAUAACAUGUUUUUAAUCUGCUCUUUUACCUGACCUUCUUGGGAACUGCGAUUCCCUUCCUUGGGUACCUGUGCCCCAUUCUAUACUGUGCUGGUCAAAGACCAUAAUAAAUCAUUGACUCAUUGAUUGAUAUUAUGUAUGUAUGU